ACAUGGCCUCUUCACGCCCUAAAUCUGGGUCCACUACUCCUACCUACCUACCCUCUCCCGUCAUUUCUCGUGCGACCCAGCAAAGCCUCCUACAUUAGAUUCACCUUUACGUCCCUCCCCCUUUAUUCUCAUGCCGCCAAUGGAAAGGUGUGGCUUCCAUGGCUGCUUCGAUGCACGAUGCCAUGCAACAGCCAUCUUCGAGUCAUAUCACGUGCAGAUUCACACCUUCGAAAUCUCCAUGGCCAUAGCGAUAUCUUCAAUGUAUGUCUCAGCGACAAACUACCGACGCCCCCGCCGGCGGUCCAACCUCAUGCUGCAGGUGGUCCCUGCUCCGCUAAUUCUCAGUGACACAUCGCUUUAGGCUUCAACAUGCGACCCUUUUGCCAGAAAGCAUACUAGCAUGACACGAGUCAGACGGCGAACACAUCCGCCGGGAUUACCUGUCCACAUGCGUCGAUUGCGGCAAAUGAUCACGCGCGCGUCGCGCAUCUCCACGGCAUCAUCAGCACGCAGUUUGACAAAGGCAUUUCCCGCGGCGUCCUCUGUGCCCCGAGCUUGAGUCGCGCGGUCAUCCGCAUCUCCAGCGCUUUGCGCUGUUACGGUAUCGUCUGCUUCUGCCUAGAAAAUGCUCACAUUACCUCAUUUCCGUCUCCAAAGUCGUGCCCACCUCCUGAUCGAACGAACGACAUCUUUUGUCCGACGUUUUCUUCCGUCUUGUGUUUCGUGCUCUGCACACAUCUGAAAUGGCGACCGGCACCAGAUUCGCGUCCUCUCUCGGUUACCUCAAGUUCGCAUGGUCAAGGGGCAUGGCGGCGGCUGCGCACGGCGGGAAUGGCGGCGGCGGAGCUAUUUCCAAGGAGACGGCCUCUCAGAUUCAGAGCGCAACUGCAAAGAUGGGAGGCGGCGGGGUAACUAAAGGAUCCGCUGCGGCUGCGGCGCAGAGAGCUGCAGACGCGCCGUCUAAGGUGACUGAGGAGGAUGUAGCGGCACUCCAAAGCUUUGCUGCGAAGACAGGCGGAGGGGUAGAGAAGGGUUCGCCUGCAGCGCAGGUUCAGAGCACGGCCGCUAGUAACCAGGGAGAGUAGAGUUGGUCGCGGCGCGGAACAGGGCAAGGCGAGAGCCUUUGCUGCGAAAUAGCCUUGCUUCGUUCAACUUCGGUGCUUGGGUUGCUUGCUACUUGGUGACUAAAGAGAAAUUUCUGAACCAAUUUCCAUCCAAAAGCACUACAC
Messenger RNA from Closterium sp. NIES-67, 1229 nucleotides. The record is from the annotation of a GenBank genome assembly. Lineage: Eukaryota; Viridiplantae; Streptophyta; Zygnematophyceae; Desmidiales; Closteriaceae.